Messenger RNA from Cryptomeria japonica (Japanese cedar), 2088 nucleotides. RefSeq lists its product as uncharacterized. Lineage: Eukaryota; Viridiplantae; Streptophyta; Pinopsida; Cupressales; Cupressaceae. Gene Ontology annotation, molecular function: RNA-DNA hybrid ribonuclease activity; nucleic acid binding. The coding region runs from base 1 to 2088 and encodes 695 amino acids. The record is from RefSeq and is a predicted model, not a curated record. The transcript has 3 exons.
AUGAAGAUCACCACUUGGAACGUCAGGGUUCUUUCAACCCCUGACAAGAAACGCUUGGUUAAACGAGCAUUCCGAAGAGAAGAUAGUGAUAUUAUUUUAUUUCAGGAAACUAAAUUAUGUAUGGAUAAAGCCCUUAGUUUUCUCCAUUCUUGCAAUUCUUGGGAAGGUUUUUUUCAAGAAGCCAGAGGCACUGCCGGGGGACUGGGAAUCCUCUGGAACCCACAGAAGAUAAAGGUGACGGAGUUGGAGAAAUCUGAACAUUGGACAUUUGGAGUGGUUCAUAGUCUGACAAAAAAUGUGGUUUUUCCCUUAGUCAAUGUCUAUGGCCUGACAAAGACUGAAGAGAAAGCGAAGGUGUGGAAGGACAUUCCUGCCAAGAUUGCCUCCACUGUCAAAGAUAGAGUCAUUGUAGCAGGGGACUUUAAUGCAUUGCUUCCUCUAGAAGAGAAGAAAGGGGGUUUACUAAUGUCCAACAAGGUGAUGGAAGAUUUCAAGGAAUUUGUGACCAUGAAUAACCUUUUUGAUGUUAUUCCAAAGAACGAUAAGUACACUUGGACCAAUAGGAGAGCCAAUUUUGUAAGAAUAUCGGAAAGAUUGGAUACAUUUCUUGUAGGGCCCUAUUGGAUGGAUUAUUCUUUCAACUUGGACUCUUGUAUUCUCCCAUUAUCAUUAUCAGACCAUUUCCCGGUCCAAUUAAGAUCCCAAGAAGCCAAUAAGAAUUACAAAGGGAGUUUUAGGUUCCAAAGUAUGUGGUGGAGAGAUAAGGAUUUCUUGCCAAAGGUGGAAGCAUGGUGGAUAGAAAGUGAUAUUUUUUCAAGUACCCCAAGCUUCUGCUUUGUUAAAAGGCUCAAGAUGGUUAAGCAGAGAAUUAGAGAGUGGAACAAGGUUUCAUUCAAGAAUAUUUUUGUAGAGAAGAUUAGAGUGGAAUCUGAGUUAGAUAAUCUGAACAAAAUGAUCAUCUCAGCAGGUCUGUCCAAUGAUGAGUUUGUCAGAGAAAAUCAGCUAAAAAGUGAACUGUCGGAUCUUUUGCUCAGAGGAAAUUUUUUGGAAAUCAAGAAGGCUACAUUUGAUAAUCCCCCAUUCAAAGCUCCUGGGCCCGACGGUGUUACUACGGAAUUCUUCCAAAAAUGUUGGGGAUUCAUGGGAGAAGAUAUUUUCAAGGUGGCGGAAGAAUUCAAGAGAAAGGGUAAGUUUGUCAGAGAAUUGAACAACGCGGUCAUAGUCUUGAUCCCCAAAAAGCAAGAUUGUUCGACCAUGAUGGACUUCCGCCCGAUAUCUUUGUGCAAUUAUUUGUACAAGAUAGUGUCGAAGGCUUUGGUUAACAGAUUGAAACCUCUGCUUAUUAAGAUCAUCUUUAUUGAACAACAUGGGUUCGUUCCAAGUAGGGAAAUCAUGGAUAGCAUUCUGACAGUGGGGGAGACCAUCCAUUCUAUGCAGUCAGCCAAGAGCACAGGUAUGAUUAUUAGAUUAGAUGUCAGCAAGGCAUAUGACAGUGUUAGGUGGUCCUUUCUAUUGGAUGUUCUUCUACGGUUCAACUUUGAUAAAAAUUGGGUGCAAUGCAUUAAGUACUGUGUGUUUACAGUCAAUUUCUCUAUUCUUGUGAAUGGUUCGGCCCCAUCAAUAGGGUGGAAGAAAUUGAAUUUUAACAGAGCAAGUAGGGGAAACCCAGGUCAGAGUGGUGUGGGAGCUAUCAUUAGAAAUGAGGAUGGGGAGGUGGUACAUGCCAUUUUGGGUCCGAUUGGCAUAGCGACCAACAACGUGGCAGAGAUUUCCGCGUUGGAGGCUGGGCUUCAGUGGUGUGUAAAUAGCAGGAUAGACAAACUCAUUAUCGAAGGAGAUUCUCAGAUCAUCCUCAAUGGUGUGUCCAAGUCUGGUUUUCAGAAUUGGCAGUUGGCAGCCUGGAUCUUGAGGAUAAAUUCCCUUUUGAAUCUCCUUGGCGAAUAUCAUAUCCAACACAUGUUUCAAGAGGGAAAAAAAUCUGCUGAUCAACUGGUGAAUAUGAGGAUUGAGGAAGGCUCAGUCAGAGAAUUUGGCAGGGUUGAGUCCACGCCGAUAGUACUUCAGGAGACCAUGUUGAUUGUACUUUAG